UGACCCAAGCACGCCGCAUGGCUCAGAAAAAAAAAGGAUUCCCAUACCGGUCACAAAAUUAAUGUCGGUCGACACAAAGAUCAAAAGUUCGUCAAUCAAACCAAGAACAAUAGCAACAAGCAAACAAUACAAGAUGCCUUCUUUCGACAGUGUUCGCGUAAGUAACAAGGAUCUGAAAGGAAUCGUCGGGAGAAGCAAUUUAACUUCAAUGGAUAGCUUGAAGAAUUUCUGGAUACAUUUGCAGAUCACGGACGAAUCUUUUGGUUUUCGAGGAUUUUUGRCCUAGACCCUGCACUAAAGAAAGCCAGGAAUAUCGGCGCUCAAACGAAAAGGAAUGGACCGAUCGCUGGUCCCAUCUAAUUGAUUUUCACGUAAUUUGAAGCUUGGAAUCUCAUUGAUUAUUUUUAUUUUGUGCCUUCUUCAAAAAAUCGAUGGCAAUAAAUUAUGUCCUCACAGGCCAAAAUGGAGGCAGAGAAAAUUGCCAGCUCGGCUAUCUCUGCGUUCGAGUCCACCUUUGACUCACUUGUAUCAGGAAACACCGGUAUGAUCCCCGAAUCUACGAUUUCCCCCGCUCCCGAUCUUGUCGAUGCCGAAUCUUUCAACAGCGAAAAGAACACGUCGGUUUUGGCUGAGACCGUUGUGUUGAAGCUCAAYGGAGGACUCGGAACUGGUAUGGGAUUGGACAAGGCCAAGUCUCUUCUCAAAGUUAAGGGCGAUGACACAUUCUUGGAUUUGACCGCCAAGCAAAUUGUCGAUAUGAGGAAGGAAUUUGGCAUGAAGGUCAAAUUUAUGCUCAUGAACUCCUUCUCCACCAGCGAGGACACUCUAAACUUCUUCAAGGAAAAGUACCCCGACAUCGCCGCCGAGGAWGGUCUCGAAAUGAUGCAAAACAAGGUUCCCAAGCUCUGCCAGGAAACCCUUGAGCCCGCCACCUGCGCUUCCGACCCAUCCAACGAAUGGUGCCCUCCUGGCCACGGAGAUCUUUACGCUGCUCUUGAGGGAUCYGGUCGCCUUGAUGCUCUUCUCAAGGACGGAUACAAGUACAUGUUUGUMUCYAACUCUGACAACUUGGGAGCCAGUCUCGACCUUGACAUUCUUACUUAUUUCGCAGAAACCGAUGCUCCUUUCAUGAUGGAGUGCUGCAAACGUACCGCCAAUGACAAGAAGGGAGGGCACUUGGCSAAGCGUAAUGCCGACGGACAAUUGAUCCUUCGCGAAUCUGCUAUGUGCGCUGACGAGGAUGAGGACGCCUUCCAAGACAUCAACAAGCACAGAUAUUUCAACACCAAUAACCUCUGGAUUCGCCUCGAUAAGUUGAAGGAAAUUAUCAACGAAAAUGGAGGAUUCAUUCCCCURCCCAUGAUCAAGAACAAGAAGACCGUCGACCCCAAGGACGACUCUUCUCAGGCRGUUUUCCAGCUCGAAACCGCAAUGGGUGCCGCCAUUGAGUGCUUCAAGGGUGCAACUGCAAUUGUUGUCCCUAGAACCCGUUUUGCCCCUGUGAAGAAGUGCAACGAUCUCUUGCUUCUUCGAAGUGAUGCUUACAUCAUCGAAAACAACAAACCCGUUUUGAACCCAGCCUGCAACGGCGUUGCCCCUACCAUGGCACUUGACAGCAAGAAAUACAAAUUGGUUGGAGCCCUCGAGAAGGCCACCGAAGGAGGAAUUCCUUCGUUGGUUGAGUGCACUAAGCUUAAGAUUUCCGGUCUUGUUACGAUGACYAAGGACACCAAAUUUGUCGGUGAUGUCGAGAUUGUCAACACCGACAGCGAAGCAAAGGCUGUGCCAACCGGUGUCGUGACCGGAAAGUUGGACUUGUCCGCCUAAACAGAUUGGUUGUGCAACCCAAGCCAACGCAACGAUCCACUCGGGAAUAGAAAUCCAGAUCCACGUACAAUGUCAAUUGCUACCGUACACCACACGCACGUUGCCGGAUGGGCCAUGGCAGUGCAAUUGUGAAUUCGAAGAGAAAUUCUGUAAAAAAAUUAUAUAUUCAAAGAUCUAGAUAACCACUACUCAAGAAAUAGCUGGGUGACAGAAUAUGCUACGGCCCGGUGCCAACAUCGGCCCGAAAAUAAAUCUAAAAUGAAAUU
This is a messenger RNA of Pseudo-nitzschia multistriata, 2093 nucleotides long. Lineage: Eukaryota; Bacillariophyta; Bacillariophyceae; Bacillariales; Bacillariaceae. The record is from the annotation of a GenBank genome assembly.